Haliotis rubra (blacklip abalone) is the source of this 3705-nucleotide messenger RNA. RefSeq names its product probable ATP-dependent RNA helicase DHX58. The transcript has 17 exons. The coding region runs from base 152 to 3211 and encodes 1019 amino acids. Gene Ontology annotation, molecular function: ATP binding; single-stranded RNA binding; zinc ion binding. Gene Ontology annotation, cellular component: cytoplasm. The record is from RefSeq and is a predicted model, not a curated record. Lineage: Eukaryota; Metazoa; Mollusca; Gastropoda; Lepetellida; Haliotidae.
UAUUUCGUAGAAAUGGAAGCAGUACUGGUAUAUAUUGAGUGAGCCAGUCCUGAUAAUACAAACUGUCUUGCUCUGACAAUAUCCUGUUUGAUUUGAUGAUAAGUUCAUACAAGGCACUAAUCAUUAUUACAUAAGGCACUGAUCAAGGAAGAUGGCCUGCAAGGUGCCGGAAGAAACACAGACCUCUUUGACGUAUCAGAUCGGUAUGAUCGAGAUCUGUCGCAGCACAUUUGAGAAAUACCUCAGGCCAGCUACAGUUCUAGAUAACAUGGAUUUAGAGGCUACAAUGAAAGAAAGGAUCCGUGCUCAAGAGUCCCUGGAGCGGCAGAAGGCUGUGACAACACUAUUGGAAGCUGUCCUUGGUGAUCCAGAGAAAAACGUGCCACUAUUCAUAUAUGCACUGAGACAAACAGGAUUUGAACAUUUCUUCGACGUAUUUGAAGAGGAUACAAGCAAUGCAGAAAGCAACACAAAAGCUGCGAGAUAUGAGAUGUUCAUUCUCAUGUUAGAGGGCGAACUCAAGGACAAGAUCAUUCCGACAGAGAUCAUUGAUGACCUGAAGCCAAUACUCAGUGACAGAGACUACGAGCUGAUUCGCAACUUGGAGACCGAACGAAGUGCCCACGAUGCCUGUCAGGAGCUGUUCCUGGCCAUGCCGAGGAAAACCCCCCGCUGGUCUCUGCAUUUUAUGAAUGCUCUGUACAAGGCCUAUGGCUCACAGUUCACUGACAAAAUUCAUAACGUGUCUGAUAGUGAUGAGACGGGUUCAAGUGGAGACUCGGGAGAAGAAAGUGGUGAUGGAGAAGCAUCAACAGUGAGUGACUGUGUCAUGUCAACAAGAACUCAACAGCAAACUGUAGCAAAAGUGCCUGUUGCAGAAGUCUUUGUGCCUGAUAUUGAGAUGCAGGAGGAGUCCACACACACAGAGCAGAGCGAAUCGGAUUCGGGGAGGCAGCCAGCUUCCGAGUCCAUGGAGAUGUCUGAUGAUGAAACUGAGAAAGACCGGACCGGUAAACAAGACCUGGACCUCCGCCAAUACCAGUUAGAGCUUGCUGAGAAUGCAGUAAAACAACGCAACACCAUCAUUUGUGCCCCAACUGGUUCAGGCAAGACUCGAGUUGCACUCUACAUCGUCAAAGAUCACCUUGAAAAGCAAGCUGAAGCUGAGGCUGAUGGUAAGAGUAAAAGGAAGGUGGUGUUCCUGGCACGCACAGUCCCUCUAGUUACUCAACAGUACAAAACCUUCUGUCAAUUCCUUGGUGAUAAAAAGUACAAGAUUUUAAAGUUGAGUGGCGAGGAUGAGAGAAGCAAGCUCCUCCACCAGUUACUGGACGACAUUGACAUCAUUGUGAUGACACCGAUGAUUCUGGAGAACCAGAUGAAGGAUGCCAAGAUCAAGUCGCUGUCUGUGUUCAGCCUUAUUGUGUUGGAUGAGUGCCAUCACACACGGAAAGGGGAGCCAUACAACAAACUCAUGAUCAGAUAUCUCAAGCAGAAAAGCAAGCAGAAAUCAAAACGUCUACCUCAGAUUGUAGGCCUGACAGCUUCACUGGGUGUAGAGAAGGCAACAGUUGAUGAGGAGGCCAUUGACAAUAUCCUGAAACUAUGUGCCAACAUGGAUGCCCCUUAUCUCUCCACUGUGCAGGCACACAUAGAUGAACUCCAAGAAAAGGUCCCAGUGCCAGAUGAAAAAAAGGUUAAGUUAACUGAAAACAGGCUGGACCAUGCACGGAAAGAACUGGAGAAUGCAAUGAAGACAAUAGAGGACCAACUGAUUGACAUCAAUGAUCUGAAUAACAGAAAAAUUGACAACUUGCUAAUGAAGCGCCCCACUAAACGCAAUAGCCAGUCAUACGGUCAGUGGGCUGUCCAGCUGAGGAAUGAGGCCAGAUUGGUCCAGACGGGAACAUACAGCAGCCACGACAGGGACAUAGAGCCUAGAAAAACUGAGAUGGCAAGGGGCAUAUUUGAAAUGGCCGAUCAGCUGUUUAAAUACAAUGCAGCGUUGGAAAUCCAUGAGUAUGUUCGGAUCUAUGAUGUAGUGGACUACCUGCAGAAGGAGCUCAAUAUCAUGGAGCCGAGGCAGAAUGAAAGCAGGACAGACGAGGAACUGUCCAAGAUUUUCACAAGUUUGAAAAAGAAACUGAUCCGUUAUGAACAAAAAAGGAAAGAUGACCCCAAGUUUGACAACCCCAAUUUGAAAGUGUUAGCCAAAACACUGACAGAUCUGCUGGAGGCAAAAGGCAGUGACUCCAGAGCCAUCAUAUUUGUGAGAACCCGGGCCACCUGCUACGCUCUGACCAACUGGCUCAAUGAAGACGAAAGGAUUGACCCCCAGCUGAAAGAUCUUAAAGCCAUGGCCUUCACUGGAGCUGGAGCAAACGAGGAGGAAGGAGGAAUGACACAGAAUGAACAAGACAAAGUGAUUGCCAAGUUCAAGAGUGGUCAAGUCAAGUUGAUUGUCGCCACAUCAGUGGCAGAGGAAGGACUGGAUAUCCCAGAAUGCAACAUUGUCCUGAAGUACAACCAUGUUGGCAAUGAAAUCACAACUCUCCAGACCCGAGGAAGAAGCAGGAAAGCUGGAGGCACCUCUGUUCUGUUGGGCUGCGACAAGACACAGCAGAAAGAAACGCUCAAUCUUGCCCGUGCUGCCAUGAUGGAAAGAGCUGUCAGGGAAAUCCUAAAAAUGCCAUUUGAUCGCAUCCAACGCAGAAUCAGCAAACAACAGGAAGAGAUCCUGCUUAAAGAGGCUACAAAGGAAGUUGUCCAGCAACAUCAACUUCAACAAAAGCUUCAAAAAAGAUUUAUACUGAAAUGUGGAAGCUGUAAAAGUUUUUGUGCCCAUAGCAAAGAUCUGAGGGUCAUUAAUGAUAACCAACAUGUCGUCAUUGACAGAGAGUUUGAAGGACGUAUUGAGGUCAGACAAUUCGGAGAGCCCAAAAAACCUUUUGAUGGAAUAACUAUGACAGGGAGAAUGCAGUGUAAGGUGUGCCGAAGGGAGUGGGGGGUCAUGUUUCUUUACCAGCAGGUCUCGUUCCACUCACUGGGGAUCAAGCACUUCAUCGUUGUUGAUGAAGAAACGAAUCAACCCAAGUACUACAAGAAAUGGUUCGAGCUCCCUUACACCAUCAGGAAUAUAUCCACAGAGGAUUUCAAGACACGUUUUGGACCUGGCGAUGAUUGCAGAUCUGAUGAGGAGGAAGAGGGGUAGAAAGAACUUGAUCUGUUUGUAUAUUGAAAUAUUCUCUCUAGACAGAUGGAAGAUGCGGAUUAAGGAUGUUUAAGUCCUGCAGUGACCUUUGCAAUGAAACAUCGAUUUAACACAUUUGGAUUGAUUGACUAAAUCAAUACCAUGCGUGUAUAUCAUUUAAGUAGUAUUACAUAUUAUUUUGAUUAGUAAAUACUUUUUCAGAAAUAUGUUCCAACCGAACCUUUGAUUUAUACAAACUCAAAAUGAAGUACUUUCUUCUUAAUAGUUGGUUCUUUUGUGAUAAGUCUUAUUGUGAUUUGAAACUUCCGAUUAUCCAAUCAAAUACGAGAAUUCCAGCAAGUCCUGGUUGAAAUGCAGUAAGGAAUGCGGUAUAUAUACUAGCCUCAUAAAGAAACUGUGCACACCGAAAAUUUCUUCAGAAUUGGAAUACAACACAGAAACGACGAAGUAGACACUUUAUAAGCUGAAGUAUCGGGCCUCAACAACAUGUGAAA